Messenger RNA from Trematosphaeria pertusa, 1610 nucleotides. RefSeq lists its product as uncharacterized. The transcript has 2 exons. Lineage: Eukaryota; Fungi; Ascomycota; Dothideomycetes; Pleosporales; Trematosphaeriaceae. Bases 49 to 1185 code for a protein of 378 amino acids. The record is from RefSeq and is a predicted model, not a curated record.
CUUCUUUUGAACUUGGUUUUUUUUGUGUAACGAGACGAUUUCGAGAAAAUGAUUGAACACGCUGUCAAGCGCGGCCUCCAGCAUGCCUCCGCCAUGCAGCUCUUCAAGCGGGCUGCAGAGGAUGGGCCACAGGUCGAGAUGCCAAAGUGGGGAAUAGCUGUCUUGGCUACGACCUUUGUCCUCUUCGUUAUCUUCAUGAGCGCUGUGGAAUACACCCUCAAAGAUGUCGUCGCGACCCUCUGCAUGGUUGAGACUCCCUUCGCCGCUAUCACCGUUUCUACCCCCGAGGAGCGCGAUGCUCCCAAGGACACCAAGGAGCCCCUCCUCGAGACCGGUCCCACGAUCACGCUCGUCCACCAGAAGCCGAUUACCUCGUCCAUCCGUGGCACAAUCCGACACCUGGUCUCGCAGGCCGGCCGCCUCGCUCGCUGGAGGGGCUUCAAGAUCCACGUUCUUCACGGACUCUGCUUCUCCCUCGUGGCCAACAUUGUCAGCGCCGCCCUCCCUAUCCCCGACCCGGUGCGCAUGAUCAUCGCUACCGCUGUCAGCGGCGCCAUCUGCGCCAACCUCCACGCGGCCUGGACACACAAGGUGGUCUCGAUGCCCACUGCUACCCGCUUCUGGCAGCGCGUCCCCGCCCGCAGCAACUGGAAGCUCCUUGCCUUCCCUGCUGCCGUCAGCGCCGCUAUGCCCUACUUCUCCCUCUCCGUCGCCCACGGCUUUAUUCCGCUUUUCGGUCUCGACAGGGCCGUCAACGACAACUUCCGCGAGUACAACGGCCACCAGUGGACCUCGCUCAUCCUCCGCUGGAUCGCCGUCUUGGUUAUUGCCAUCUCCUGCACCAUCUUCCUCUGCCUCCCGGCCAUCGUCACCCUGGUCCGUGUCGAAGCCUCCAUCCUCCCCGAGGACCAGGACACCAUUGUGCCGUUCGACCGCACCUUCGCUGGCAAGGUUGUGCCCAGGAUCCUGGGUGGCACUGGCUGCAUCAGCUUCCUGGAUGCGUGGCGCAGCUUCAACUGGGAGGCUCGCCGCCGCCUUAUCAAGCUCUAUGUCAAGAUCUUCUUUAUCUUGACCGGCCUGUUCUUUGUCUUGGCUCAUGUCCUUGCUUUCGAGGUCUUUGUUAUCAUGGGUCCGGCGCUUGGCAAGUUCUUGUCGGAGGCGAGGCAGCAGGGCCACCUUUCUUAGAUGGUGUACCUUGGCGAGUGGGUGCCGGACGCUUGAUGGCAUCCCAAGCGAGUUCAAGCGGGGAGUGCACUGGGAAGCGUGGGAUGGAGAUCUGUUGCAGUGAAUAUGAUAAGCACAUCGCUGGAGUUCAAUUAGGUUAUGUCAGGAGUCGGAUAGUGGAUACUAAGCUCCUUUGUUUAUUUCCUUAGCGUAAGCUAGAAGAAUAUUCACAACGGAGUUACGGCAAACACCUUUCUCGUGCCAUAUGAUAAUGAAGCACUGGUGAACCGCGUAGAAAGAUAGCAGGCAAAGCUCACGCAGCACGCCUUGCGUUGCACAGGGAGCUGUACAAGGCUAGCAAGCUAGAGCAGCCUGUACCUAUACCUCCCAUCCUGACAUUUAGUUUCACGGAGCCACGCUCAGAAGAAAGACCAGCAGUCAUUAGC